This is a messenger RNA of Penicillium soppii, 597 nucleotides long. RefSeq lists its product as uncharacterized. Lineage: Eukaryota; Fungi; Ascomycota; Eurotiomycetes; Eurotiales; Aspergillaceae. The record is from RefSeq and is a predicted model, not a curated record. Gene Ontology annotation, biological process: protein phosphorylation; MAPK cascade. Gene Ontology annotation, molecular function: ATP binding; MAP kinase kinase activity. The transcript has a single exon. The coding region runs from base 1 to 597 and encodes 198 amino acids.
AUGUCUGCCCAGGAGGCUACCAAAGACAAAGCCUCCCAUAAUCGGGUCUCUGUUUUUCCUAGGUCCGGCAACCUUUUGAAGCGGCCUCUGGAGCCUGAAUCGACAGUCCAAGGAACAAAACAAGGUGCGCCAAAACUCCAGAAGCAGCGUCCAUGGGCUUUCAAUGCACUGCCAAGGACAGCUUGUAACCCUUGGAGUCGAUAUCAGAAGAGCUUUAAGAUGAACCAGGCAGGACGCGGGUGGGUUGUUUAUAACAACACAUUCUCCGAGGCUAUUAUUAAAGAGGUGAAAACCACCAGUAAAGAUCUAGCAAGACUGAUCACAAGCCCUCACAAAAAUAUUGUUGAACUUCAGGAGGCUAUAUAUCAUGAGGGUGCCAUAUUUCUGGUCUACGAGAUCAUGGAUAUUUCAUUGAGUCAAAUUUUCAGCUCACCCCUUGGUCGCCUUCAGCUUUUCGAAGUGGCUGCCUUUUCACGGGAGAUUUUGACAGGCCUCGAGCAUAUUCACAAACAUCUGAAGAUAGCCCAUGGAGAUAUAUCCUCGAGCUCUAUCCUUCUCUCAGUAACGGGUGCGGUCAAGAUAGGUAUGCUGUCAUGA